This is a messenger RNA of Microtus ochrogaster (prairie vole), 2573 nucleotides long. RefSeq lists its product as uncharacterized. NCBI's taxonomy places the organism in Eukaryota, Metazoa, Chordata, Mammalia, Rodentia, Cricetidae. The transcript has 2 exons. The record is from RefSeq and is a predicted model, not a curated record. The coding region runs from base 18 to 701 and encodes 227 amino acids.
CGCUGUCUUCAUCCUGCAUGGCGGCCUGCUCUCAGGUCAGAAAGCUCUCGUGGGUGAUGGAGGGCGCAGCCAGCCGACUCCGAGGCGCGAGCGGAGCAUCCCUGCCUCCGCGGGUCGCGGAAGUGACGCGGGGCACCCCGGCAAGAGAGCGUUUGAAUCGGUUCCCGGGCUGCUUCCAGGCCGCAGCCGAGGAGGUGCUGCGCCGCUGGCCUAGACCCCGAGCCGUGGCAGCUGGAGCCGAGGGCACGCACGGAGUGGGCGUCGCCGCUAAGUGCUCCCGAGGGAGGGCCGUGGGGUGUUCACUGCAAUAUGGCAGCGACGGGCUCCAGCAAUCCCGGAGGACUCGGCGGGGUCUGGGAGAGACGGAGGCGUCGACGGCUGCAGGACCGUGUACUGGUUUGCGCGGGAAGGAGUCUGAGCUCGGGGAGCGUGCACUGCAGGUCUGUCUGCAGGCUGUGCGGGGUUCCGCGCUGCUGUGUGUCAGGAAUGGAAGCCAAGAGAACCAAGAUGAAUCAAGAUCCCACUGGAAACCCUGCCCCUGCUUAUCUGGACUGCAGUUUUUGUUGAAGCGUUGGUUGACACUGCCAAGUAAGGAAUGGAAAAGGUCCCAACACAGAAUAAACCAAGAAGCUUGGACAGUGGAGUCAGGAGCUUCCAGGCUCAGGGACCACACCGUGGCAAAGUCAUGCUCUGAGCUUUAGUUUAUUCUCAUCCCUGAGGAAGGAUUAAAGUUCCUGGCUUGCUCUCCUCACAUGUAAGCAAGAGCUUCCUUGGCCAAGGGCUCUGAGUAUGCUAAUGUGAGUAGCAGCGUUCUAAAAUGGUACAUACUUACAGUUACAGCCAGAGAAAGUUCUAGUAAAGAAAAGGGUAUGUGGACCAGGAAACUAAGAUUCAGUAAGGUCUAAAGUCAGAGAAGUAAGGUGAGAGGUUGAGGGUUCCCCAAAACAACAACCAAGUCAACUCUGAGGGACAGAGAUGGUCUCGUUGUCCUUACUGGCAUCCAGGGAAGGACAGCAAAACAUGUGUGGGCCAAGGCCAAGACUCCCACUCCUCAGAGCCAUCACUGACUUCUCCAGCAAGUGCUGGCAUUGCUUCAUGUCCAUCAGGUCUCCACCUGCAAAAACAUUUGGAGGAAGAAGCAACAAAGUUCAGUCUACAAAGCAGUUGGGGAGAAUGAGUUUAUACAAUUAUCCUGCACCUCCACAUGCUAAAGAGCACACACUGGUGCUCACACAGACAGGUGGACACGAGAGACAGAGAGGAGACAGAGAAAUAAAUGAGGCACUGUAGAUGAUUUUAAGAGUUUGACAAGGUCAGCUGGGCUCUCAGAGCUCAACUAUCUGUCUGAAAUAGGCUAAGGUUUGUAGGCAACAUACAUACCAAAAUGGAGCUGAUAUUGACUGACUCUGCCAAGUCCACAGGCUAGCACAGGCUAGUAGUAGGAAUGUGGACUGGAGUCACUAACCAUUCAGGAAAGAUGGGCGUCACAACUUGACAUGAGCCACACAGAGCUGGAAAGAGAAGAAAGGGUUGACCCGAAGGCAGCACGAUCUGGUGGGAAAUAAUCUAAGUCUAGGAAGCAUCGGGCCUGGACACACUGGGGACAGACAGCCCAGUGAUGUCUGCUGACUACAGACAAAGUCAGUUAUUCUGGGGGAGAGGAGAGUAGAAGAGAAGACAUGCUACUGGAGAUCUCCUUUGAACCAGGGAAAGCCAAGAGGCUGAAGUCUCUGGCCAUGGAACUGAGAGAUUUCAGUGCUGGGAGCUGUGGUGUUCACUGGGAGCAAUGGUGCAGCUAAGAGUGACCUGGGACUCCAGUCUGCACUGAGGAAUCAUCUAGAAAAGGUUCACCUGUGAGCGUGCCUGCAGAGGAGCUAUUUGAUUAUCUUCACUGAUAUGGAGAGACGCAACUCUUUAGGGCAGUGCCAUUCUGUAGGCUUCGGUCCUAGACUGCAUAGGAGGGGGUACCUCUAGUGGAGCGCAAGCAAGCUUAAAUGCAUGCAUUUAUUUCUCUCUGCUCUUGACCGUGGAUGUGGGAUGAGUAGCUGCUUUGUAUUUGUGCUUUGACUUCACUGUGAUAACGCAGUGUAACCUGGAAGUGUAAGUCACAAUCAGCAUAAUGCAAAUGAACAUAGAAAAGUUUUGUUCCAGAUUAACACACUAACAACCCAGGAAUAACAGGUGACAGAUGUCUGAUGGUUUUCUUACUUCUGAUAAUACCAAGCUUUGCCUCCCCAAUGGUGGUCUUUAGCACCCAGGGUGCACUGCCUAAGGAGUUCUGACAAGGAGCUGAGAGAUGUCUGUCAGUGCAUGGCGCGUGUCAGGAGACAGCAAGGAGGAGCUUUCAGAGGCCCUGAGCAUCCUCCAGUAGUGACCUUCCAAGGAGAAGCAGUUACAAUGAGAGGAAAGCCUGUGAGCCUCUUCUUGCUGCUCUCACCACCAUUCCACUGAGGGAACUUGUCCCCAGCACGCUGACUGAAGCACGGGUGAAGAGCACAGAUUCCAGAUUUCUCCCAUUUAAAAAAUAACCAGUGAUCUGAAAAGACAGGACCUCUGCCCAGGUGGCCCUUUGC